AUGGAGAUACAACGUAAACAAACAUUACAGGUUAAAGGGCAAUUUUUACCCAACUUUAAUCAGUACGGGAUAAUAGAUAGAGACUUUUUGAUUCGACAAAUAAAACUUCAACUACAAGAUAAUCCAUACCCGGUCAAUACUGCUGGUUGGACGCGACGGACCAUUGAAAUCAAAACACUUGUUGAAGAAGUGAAGCUAAGUCACUGGCAAAGUCAGUUUCUGAAUGAAUUAAAACAUUUAGGGGUUAAUGAUGUCGAUCUCUGGCACGGAUCUCACAUUAUUGUUCAAGAUGACGGCGUUCUCUAUUCAAGAUGGAGCAGAAUGACACAAGCAAUUCGUAGAGUUUCAUCUCAUUACAAGAAGUCAAAAGUUCGACAAUAUGGUUUACCAUUUGGUACCUAUCAAUUUUUGUUUGGAAAAACAAGUCCUCAUGGCUGUAGUUGGUUUCAAAUGGAAGCACAUGCUUUUAAUCCUCAGGCAAUCAUUCAAGAUCCAAGAAAUGGACUAGGAAUAGUUCUCGAACAUGGUGAAGAUUUUCUAAAAUAUCGAAUUACGGGAGAAAAUGUGGGUCCCUUCGGUUUUUCACCACACACAGAAACGAACAAUCCCAUUAUUUUACCAUUUACUAAUGUGUCACGUAGAUAUUUAACAAACACGUCAAAGCCAGUAACUCGUCAGAAGACAGCAGUUUCAAAAGGACUAAAACUCAAGAGACCUAUUCGUACUUUUUAA
This is a messenger RNA of Didymodactylos carnosus, 732 nucleotides long. The record is from the annotation of a GenBank genome assembly. Lineage: Eukaryota; Metazoa; Rotifera; Eurotatoria; Philodinida; Philodinidae.